AAUCAAGAUUCGUUUUCGAUUCGCGCUUUCCAGAUUUCUAGAGAGAGAAGUCAGGUUUUCUUUGCUGUUUUCCUAGAAAAUUCGAGAAGUUAUAAUCACGGAGGUUUAAGAUUAACCCUGGAUAAACGAAAGUUGGGGGUUCUGAUCUUUUAGUUGUUCGAAUUAGGGUUAAUUUAGGAUCUAAGAUUACGAUUCUUGAUCUCGCGUGCGACUUUUGAUUCUGAUUUUAGAGAUAGAGACGCGUCGAAAUUUUAGGUUUUAGGGUUUGGAUUUGGGGGAAACCAUGAACGAUCAGUCGCAGAUGAUGAAUCAAGCGCAGAUGAUGGGGAUGAGCAAUGCUCAGGUGAUGAGCCAGCCGCCGAUGAUGAAUCAGCCGCCGAUGAUGAGCCAGCCGCCGCAGAUUAUGAGCCAGCCUCAGAUGAUUGGCUCGAUUGCUCAGUCGUCUCAGCCGCAGAUGAUGAUGAGCCAGUCGCAGGCCAUGGCGCCUCAGCCGCAGCAGCCUCAGUUGAUGAUGAUGACGAGCCAGUCUCAGCCGCCGAUGAUGAACAGGGGCUACAAAGCGUGGUUGCAGCCGCAACAGCCUUCCAUGGACCCUAACAAGAAGUUCCAGGGCUCGAUGAAGCCUAACUUUGCGGCCUCCAAGCCCGGAAGGAACAAUUGGAAGGGGAAAAAGGGUACCGACAAGCGACAAGACCUUAGGAGGAUUGAAAAUCUCGCUCCUAAUCCAUCCAUGAGCGGUACGACCAGUAGUGGAGGAGGGUAUAUACCCCCGACUCUUCACGAAUUGCAGUCACAAAACCGAUUAAAAGCGCGUAAAUUUUACCCCAAGAAGAAGUUUAACAAUAGGUUUGCGCCUUAUGCGCCUAGGAACACAACGUCGUUUAUAAUCCGGGCGAAGAAAUCAGGCGGUAUUGCUUCUCUGGUUUCGCCUUGCCCUGUGACACCGGCAGUGCUUCCUACGCCCAUAUUCUCUCCCUCUAGGGAGGUGUUGGGAGAUAUGGCAAAAGAGGAGUGGGGUGUCGAUGGCUACGGGUCGAUGAAAGGGUUGAUUAGGCUGCGUUCGCCAGGGAAUGAGGACGAGGAGGAAGAGGAAGGCGGUGGCGGUUCGAGUGAAAGUGAUGUGGAAGAGCAUGUUGAGGUGGAGAGGAGGUUGGACCAUGAUUUGAGCCGCUUUGAGAUGAUAUACCCAAAUUACAGCGGGAUGGAAUACAACAAUGUUUUGGAGAAUAGAGUGGAUGAUCAGGACACCCAUAUAGCUCAAUUGGAGGAGGAAAACUUAACUUUGAAGGAGAGGCUUUUCUUGAUGGAGAGGGAGUUGGGGGAUUUAAGGAGGAGGUUGCAGUUUCUUGAGAGGCAGAACCACAUGGUGGGAGAUGUUCAUGAGGAGGUGGUAGAGAAUGAGUCUGAAAACGACAGUGAGGGUGGAUCAGGUGCUCCUGAUAUGUGUCUGAGUGGUAAGAACCAUGAGGAGGUGGUUGAGUGUAUGUCUGGACAAGAAGGAAGUAAGGAUGCUGAGGUGGAGUCUAAGAAGGAGCAGGAUGAUAACGGUGCGCCGGAGAUUGAAUGCACAGGGGACGUUUGUAUGGAAGAUUUGGAACAUCAUGAAGUGAAUGCUCAGCAAAAGGAGGACAUUUAUUUGGAACACCAUGAAGUGAAUGGUCAGGAAAAGGAGGAUUUCAAUUUGAAACAUUAUGAAGUGAAUGCUCAGGAAAAGGAGGACAUUAAUUUGGAACACCAUGAAGUGAAUGCUCAGGAAAAGGAGGACGUUAAGGGUGAGGAAUUGAGGAAUGAGAUGAAUGUUGUGAAAGAUGAGAUCAAAGAGGAGGAAGUAAAGAUCGAGAAGAAAGCAGAUGAAGUAAUAACGGGCAAUGAGGAUUCUUCCAAUAGUGAAGAACCGAGAACAAGCUCUUAAAAGUGGGAAGUGGGUGAAGAGAAGAAUGAGGAAAUGAGGAUUUCUUGGUCAGAAAAGAGCAUUGGUGACAAUGAUUAAGAUUUCCCACAUUAGCUGUGAUUGAUGGUCUGAGCAAGAAGAGAAGCUCUUUUGAAGAUCUAGGUAAGACGGUAACUUGGUGAGAGAUACUCUUGUUGCUACUUGGAUAACAUGGCAAUAUGGAUAGAGUUGGUAGAGUCGACUCUUUGGAUAAGAUGAGGAUUGAGGAUUACACGAACUAAACUGUAUGCGGGAUCUCGGCGUCUACUUUGGGGAUAUCCUUGUCUCUCAUCAUCUGAGGACGGUUUUAAGCGUGGUGCUCGAGAUUUCCAUCACUAAGUGCGUGCUUUGUACUCAUGCCCAAGUGUUGGUGAUCAGCGCCUUGGAGUGGAAAAUUGAACAUAUGGAAGCAAUAAGGUUUCUAUGGGUGGCUACCAUGGGAAGUACUAGAUCGUUAGCUGAUGGAGCUGUUGAGAAAUUCGGGUAAGAAGGUUGAAGAAAAGGAACAAGUGUAACUUGUAUUUUCCUUCUCAUGGGAUGGGUGUUCGUAGGCAUCAUGAGCUUCAUUUUAUGCUCAAUUGUUGUGAAACCACGACGACUAACCAAAAUUCCAAAGGAAACAGCCGCAGGAAACGCCCUAGUGAAAAAUGUUAUUUUUUUAGAUUUCUAGAUCACCUGCCAUUGCAGAGGACUUUUAUUUCUUUACACCAGACUAAAGUUAAUUUGGUUUUGAUGGUGAUAGCUGAAAACAACAAAAGUAGGUAGUGGUUGAAAAGUUGGAAGGCUGAUGGAGGAAUUCAUCCAUUUUCAACCGUCAUUUGCUUACUGUGGACCCAUCAAUCGCCAUGUACAGACGAAGCUUGUAAAAAUGAAGAUUAGAUUCUGAUUUAAGUUAUUCUUUGGUGAGUUGUCGCGUUCAGGGUUGGGUUUACCCUUAUCUGUGUCAAUUACUUCAUGAUUCAUUAUAGUAUUUAUCGCAAAUUGAACGAGUCAUCUUU
Messenger RNA from Morus notabilis, 2928 nucleotides. RefSeq lists its product as uncharacterized. Bases 284 to 1912 code for a protein of 542 amino acids. The record is from RefSeq and is a predicted model, not a curated record. NCBI's taxonomy places the organism in Eukaryota, Viridiplantae, Streptophyta, Magnoliopsida, Rosales, Moraceae. The transcript has 4 exons.